Symbiodinium pilosum is the source of this 663-nucleotide messenger RNA. Lineage: Eukaryota; Dinophyceae; Suessiales; Symbiodiniaceae. The record is from the annotation of a GenBank genome assembly.
AUGGCUGCAAAGAAGCGUGCGCCGACGCUCGCGCCGGGUGACGGCAGGAAAAGAGAUUGGCCUGCGAUCCUUUCUCACAUAGAGCUGGAGUGGGUCACAGAAAAAAGCGAUUGUGAUCGGAGUGCCAACAAGGAUGGCGACACCGUAGCCUUCAAGCACAAAGGAUUCAUCGCAGAACUUCCUAAGGGCAAGACUCGCGAUGCACAGGGCCAUGAGCUUCAGGUUGGUAUGCAGAUGGACUCAAACAUCCUACCUGAAACCAAGGAAGACAAGCCGCUGGAGUUCAUGCUGGGCACCCCCAAAUUGAUCGUAGGAAUGGAAGCCGUGCUGCGCACGAUGUGUGAAAACGAAAAGGUCAGGGCCAAGAUCCCUGGGCCACUCGCUUACAACUCUCGCGCGGGCUUCCUGCCCUACGAUACUGUAGUCCUGUACGAGAUGGAGAUGGUGCAAGUGACACGAGGCAACGGGCUGCCAGCGCCGGAAAGCCCAACACCGAUGGCACCUGUGAGCGCUGGCGCAGCUACAUGGAAGUUGGUGCUGGCCUUGCUCACAAUGCUGGGCCUAGUUUUCGGAGGUAUUGCCUUCCUUAUGAGGGGAGGCGAGAAGUCCUUGAAGAGCAAGGAAUCAAAGACGUCGAAGAAGGAGGGCAAGAAGAAGAGAUGA